Messenger RNA from Lucilia cuprina (Australian sheep blowfly), 4867 nucleotides. RefSeq names its product formin-like protein (gene Frl). The coding region runs from base 756 to 4313 and encodes 1185 amino acids. Gene Ontology annotation, cellular component: cytosol; actin filament. The transcript has 9 exons. The record is from RefSeq and is a predicted model, not a curated record. Gene Ontology annotation, molecular function: small GTPase binding; microtubule binding; actin filament binding. Lineage: Eukaryota; Metazoa; Arthropoda; Insecta; Diptera; Calliphoridae. Gene Ontology annotation, biological process: cortical actin cytoskeleton organization; cell migration; regulation of cell shape.
CUACGUCCGUCCAUUCAUCUGUUUUUUUAUAUAAAAAGAAUGAAUCAAUUUUUAUUUAAAUAGAAAGAAACUAUUCUUUUUUUUUGUUAAAUUGAAUACAGGCUUUAAUAAAUUUUGAUUAAUCGUGUCUGAGUGAGUGAGUAAGUUGGGUGAAUCAAAAGAAAAAAACGAGAAAGAGAGGAAUAAAUAAUGUACAAAUUUAAAUGCUUUUGAACACGGAUUAAACAUGUUGUGUUAAAUAUUUUUUAUUAAAUUUGUGUAAUAAUACAAAGUUAAAGUUAAAAUAUAAAAAAAUAAAUACAUUUGUAUUAAUUAAAGUCUUUUUUUACAAAAGAAAAAACGAAACAAGAAAGAAAACGAAAAUAAAAAACAAAAUAAUACUGCCAAAAUAACUACAUAUUAAUAUAUACAAUACAUAUUAAUACGAAAAUACAGAAAAAAUUCAUUGUCUGCCAAUAAAUUUGUAUAAAUUAAGACCCCUUUGCCUUACGGAAACAUAAAUUUUGGAUCUAUUCAACGAAUUCAAGGAGCAACUGUCAAGUUGCCCGGCCAAAACACGAGCAAUUUGUCGCACUGUCCAGACGAGAGUGUGGGAGGCGGUAUCAUCACUCAACGAAACAUUAAAUUUUGUGGAUAACAGUGGUGGCAGCAGCGGUGACGUUGGCUCGUCAUCGAUUGCUGCUGUACGAACCAUAGGUUCGGGUGACGGCCGCCACUAUUCCCAUCAACAUCAUAAUCAUCAUUCCACCACGAAUAUGGGAUCGGUUAAGUCACGUGCCAUCACAUCGGCCGAUACGAAUCUGGUCGACGAGCAUAAUGUGGUGGCCUGCAGUUCCUCGUCGAACUAUCAACAGCAGCAUCAUCAAAUCAAUAGAUAUUGUGGUAACGGCAGUGGUUUUUUCAAUAAAAAUGAUUUACGUUACGACAUUGGUGGCAGUUCUCAAUAUCAUCCGGUACGUCAGCCCAGUGUUAGGAGCAGGAGUCAACAGCCAAUGCCUACCGCUGAGGAAUUAGAUCGUAGAUUUACAAAAGUUUUGGCCUCCAUGGAUUUACCUCCCGAUAAAGCCAAACUCUUGAAAAACUAUGAUGAUGAAAAGAAAUGGGAUAUUAUAUGUGAUCAAGAAAUGGUACAAGCUAAAGAUCCACCUUCACAUUAUCUCAACAAAUUACGAACAUAUUUAGAUCCCAAAGCCUCAAGAAGUCAUAGACUUUACUUCCUCUACUUUUUUUGUCAGAAACGUAAGAUGGUAGGCGAAUCGACAUCCACACAAGUUUUACGCGAUCUGGAAAUUUCUUUGCGCACCAAUCACAUUGAGUGGGUAAAGGAGUUUCUAGAUGAGACCAAUAAAGGUCUAGAUGCUUUAGUGGAUUAUCUUAGUUUUCGCUUGCAAAUGAUGCGUCACGAGCAGAGGGUGCAAGAGGCUCUUAGCGAGUCCGAUGAACGUUUGAAUUUAAACAAUAGCGGCUUGGGUAAUCUAAGCAGUGAUGGCUUGGGCACCUCUGCUUGUGUUAGUUCCAAUAUUGGCGGCAUUAGUAAUGUUAGUCUAACAGAAUCGUCACGUUACCAAAAUAAUCAUUAUUCAUUCAAUGGCUUUUUACGACCUGCGCUGGCCGAGGUUCUCGAUAGUCCCAAUAUUAAGCGACGUUCUCGCCACAUGGCCAAAUUGAAUAUGGGCGCCUCAACAGAUGACAUACAUGUGUGCAUUAUGUGUUUGCGUGCUAUAAUGAAUAACAAAUAUGGCUUCAAUAUGGUCAUACAACAUCGUGAGGCCAUCAACUGCAUAGCGUUGAGUUUGAUACACAAAUCGUUAAGAACUAAGGCCUUGGUGCUUGAGCUUUUGGCCGCUAUUUGUUUGGUCAAGGGUGGCCAUGAGAUUAUUCUAUCGGCCUUUGAUAAUUUCAAAAACGUUUGCCACGAAAAUCAACGUUUCCAAACGCUUAUGGAGUAUUUUAUGAAUUUCGAAGCUUUCAACAUUGAUUUCAUGGUGGCCUGCAUGCAAUUUAUGAAUAUCGUAGUGCAUUCGGUGGAGGAUAUGAAUUACAGGGUACAUUUGCAAUAUGAGUUUACUGCCUUGGGUUUGGAUAAGUAUUUGGAAAAGCUAAGACUCACAGAGUCGGAAGAACUUAAAGUUCAAAUUUCCGCCUAUCUAGACAAUGUAUUCGAUGUGGCUGCUCUCAUGGAAGACUCUGAAACUAAAACGGCUGCCUUGGAGAGAGUACAAGAGCUGGAGGAUCAGAUAGAACGGGAGAUAGAUAGAAAUUCAGAAUUACUUUAUAAGCUAGCGGAAAUGGAAACCGAGGUUAGAUAUUUAAGAACAGAACGUGAGGACUUAAUGGCUACCAAACUCAAAUUUGAUGAGGAAGUCUGUACACUGCGUCGCAUACUCAAGCAAAACGAACAAGAACUGAAGAAGAGAGAAUCUCUGCUGCAAAGUAAAAAUCUAGAGUUACAAACACUAACACGUUCCCUGCCGCGUUCAGGUUCGGGUGGCAAUGACAAUAUCUCAUUGGCCGCUGAAGCCUUGCUCAAAGACUCUCCGGUGGAAUGUGUUUCGCCGCCAUUACCGCCACCUCCACCACCCCUACCGGAGGCCAUAAAUAUGGCUCCACCACCGCCGCCUCCACCAGCGCCACCAGCACCUCCUCCUUUACCAGCAGGACCUGGGCAAAUGUUAAAUAAUAUGGCUCCACCACCGCCGCCACCAUCUCUACGUGCCUUGCAGUCCAUGCAACAUCCCAACAAUCUUCCCAUGUCAUUCCAACCGCCACCACCACCAGUAGCUGGUUUUAUGCCCGCGCCCGAUGGUGCCAUGACCAUUAAAAGAAAAGUGCCAACCAAAUAUAAGCUGCCUACACUCAAUUGGAUAGCUCUUAAGCCCAAUCAGGUGCGUGGCACUAUUUUCAAUGAGCUGGAUGAUGAGAAAAUCUAUAAGUUUAUUGACUUCAAUGAGUUUGAGGAACGUUUCAAAAUUGGUGUAGGUGGUGGCCUUAGCAGUGGCGCUAAUUCCGAGGUAGAUGGCACUUUGCAAUCGUACCCCAGCAAACGCUUUAAGAAACCCGAAAAUGUUUCACUUUUGGAACACACGAGAUUACGAAAUAUUGCUAUAUCUCGCCGUAAACUUGAUAUGCCCAUUGAUGAGGUUAUCGCUGCUAUCCAUAGUUUAGAUUUGAAGAAACUUUCUUUGGAAAAUGUUGAAUUGCUGCAGAAAAUGAUACCCACAGAUGUAGAGGUUAAAUCGUAUAAGGAAUAUAUUAUCGAACGAAAAGAUCAGAAUCUUUUAACCGAAGAAGAUAAAUUUAUGCUGCAGCUAUCAAAAGUGGAACGUAUUUCAUCGAAGUUAUCGAUUAUGAAUUAUAUGGGAAACUUUUUCGAUUGUUUGCAUUUAAUAUGUCCGCAAAUCCAUGCCAUCACUACCGCCUCCAGUUCACUCAAACAAUCGCGUAAAUUUAAGGCGGUCUUGGAAAUAGUUUUAGCUUUUGGUAACUAUUUGAACAGCAGCAAGCGUGGCCCAGCCUAUGGCUUUAAACUACAAUCUCUAGACACUUUAAUCGAUACCAAAUCAACCGAUAAACGUUCUUCGCUGCUGCACUACAUCGUGGCCACCAUAAGACAGAAAUUCCCUGAAUUAUUAAAUUUCGAAACAGAACUUUUCUGUACCGACAAAGCCUCACAAGUAUCGCUGGAAAAUAUCGUCACCGAUAUGCACGAUUUGGAAAAAGGCAUGGAAUUGGUGAAAAAAGAAGCCGAAUUGAGAGUUAAGGGACAUCAAACUCAUAUUUUAAGAGAUUUUCUCAAUAAUUCCGAAGAAAAAUUGAAAAAAAUUAAAAUUGAAUUGAAAAAUGCUCAAGAGGCGUUUAGAGAAUGUGUAGAGUAUUUUGGUGAAUCAUCACGUAAUGCUGAUGCUGCCGCAUUUUUUGCUUUAAUCGUAAGAUUUACUAGAGCAUUUAAAGCCCAUGAUCAAGAGAAUGAGCAACGUAGAAGAUUGGAACAGGCAGCGGCUGCUGCAGCAGCCAAUAAAAAAGAAAACGAACAAGUUCAACUGCGCAAUAAAGCCAACCAGAAAAAACAACAGUUACCCGCUGGUGGUGUCUCCUUACAGGAAGCGGUCAUUAAUGAAUUGAAAUGUAAGGCAAAUUCGGUAAGAGAGAAAAAACUAUUGCAACAAGAUGAGGUUUAUAAUGGGGCAUUAGAGGAUAUAUUAUUGGGCCUCAAAAGUGAACCCUAUCGGCGAGCCGAUGCUGUACGACGUAGUCAGCGACGACGUAUAGAUAAUAAUCGUUUAUCACGCACGCUCGAAGAGCUAGAUGUCUAAAAAGGAAAAAUUUUAAUUAAAUUUAAAAAAAAAUUAUUUAAUUAUAAAAUUAGUAGUUUUAACUAGUAGUAGCUGGUAGUUCAUCGAUUGCAAUUAUAUCGAUAUAAAAUUAAAAUUUUUUUGAACAUUUUUAUGCCUAAACACAAAUAAUUAUUAAUAUAAUAAUAUAAUGCAUUUAAAUCUUUUUUAUACUAUGUAUUUUUUUAUAUUUAUACAUAAAAAUAUUAUACAAAAACAAAAAAAAAAAAAAAAAAACAUUCCCUAUAAAAACACAGAAAACGAUAAACGAUCCAAAUUAAGAAUUAUACAAAUAAUUAACAAAACUACAAUUUGCUAUGCAAUAAUUAAUAAACAUAUUUAUACAAUAUUAAAAAUAUAAAAAUACAUUUAAAAACAAAAAAACUAGUUUAAGUUUGAUAUGAAAAAAAUUUUCAACAGCUUAGUAUGUUUUUUUAUACUUUUUUUAAACAAAUAAUAAAUAUGUAAUAAUUCUCUUCUCAAAUUAUUAGGGAAUAAUUUUUAUUCCUUAAAACAUUUAAAGGCAUUAUUUAGUU